Leptinotarsa decemlineata (Colorado potato beetle) is the source of this 1970-nucleotide messenger RNA. RefSeq names its product spondin-1. Gene Ontology annotation, biological process: cell adhesion. Gene Ontology annotation, cellular component: extracellular matrix. Lineage: Eukaryota; Metazoa; Arthropoda; Insecta; Coleoptera; Chrysomelidae. The record is from RefSeq and is a predicted model, not a curated record.
UAUCUCUGCAAGUGAAUCCAACCGUUACAGUCCAAAAAGCAUUCAAAAGAUUUAUUUUGAACCUAGAAUCUGAGAAGGAUAGUACCGCCACAAAUCAAUAUCAUCCAACUGGCCAAUUUGAGUUUGAAUAUGGAUCUGCUGUUUUGGCCAAAUUCAGUGAGAGGUGCCCAAAUACCGUCAUCGAAAAUAGCAAACUGCCAAAGUCGAAAAUUCAGCUUUACUGGGUAGCUCCUCCUGAAAAUAGUGGAUGUGUUUACAUAAAGGCUACAGUGGUUGAAUCACGAGAUAAUUGGUUCAGUGAAGACGGACAGCUUACUAAAAAAUUAUGUGAAGAUAAUACUGAUGAGGACUUCAAACCGCCUAUUGUCACCUCUUGUUGUUCCUGUGAUGAAGCAAAGUACGAGGUAGCUUUCGAGGGCAGGUGGACUCGAAACACUCAUCCAAGAGGAUAUCCAUCUGAUGUAUGGGCUACCAAAUUCAGUGAUAUUAUCGGCACGUCUCAUCAAGUUGACCAUUCAUUUUGGAGUGAAGCGACUAUUGCAAGUGAUGGACUUAAAAUUUUUGCAGAAACUGGAGUAACCGAUAGAUUGGAAAGUGAAUUGAAGGAGAUGGGUGAAAAUAUCAGAACAAUCAUAAAAGCCAGGGGCUUAGGAUAUCCCAAUAUAACUCAAUCGUCUUUUGCUGUUUUUCGAGUUGACAAUAAAAAUCAUCUGGUGUCAUUGGUAACUAAAAUAAUUCCAUCCCCGGAUUGGAUUGUUGGAGUUUCAAAUUUCGAGUUAUGUAAAGAGGAUUGUACGUGGGAGGAAUCGUAUACAUAUAACUUGUACCCAAUAGACGUCGGAACAAAUGAUGGAUUAGAAUACUCGUCAUCAGUGCCAUUAUAUAAACAGAAAGAAAUAGCUCCAAUAACACCUAACAAUCCUAAUGAUCCAAGAUCACCAUUCUACAGUGAAGAUGGUGAACCGAUGAAUCCAAUUGCAAAGCUUCAUUUCACAAGACAGAGGAUCUAUGAAAAGCCCUGUUUCAGUGUUAUUGACGAAGAAAGCAAUAGUUCUACUGAUCACAGUGUUUUACCAACAGAUGAGGCCAAUUGUGAAGUAGAAGAAUGGUCCGACUGGUCUAGCUGUAGUUCUUCUUGCGGAACAGGAGUUAGAAUUAAAGAAAGGAAGUUGAAAUAUCCAAAAAAUGAAGCUGUUUGUCCUGAUGUUGAACUAAUUCGAACAGAAGAAUGUAUUGAGGAGAGAAAUUGUGAAUCAGGGAUCGACACAAACUGUCCAAACCGAAGAUGGGGACCAUGGGGACCAUGCAAUGUAACCUGUGGAUCUGGUUACCAGUCAAGAAUCAUAUUACCACAAGAUGAUAGUCCUGGGGAUGAUGAUAACAAUGAACAAGAACAUGUUUGUUCAAAGCAAGAAAUCGUGGAAUGCAAUGUACCGUGUACAGACUCAAACGAAGAACAAUCAACUAGAAGAGGCGAAGACUGUAGAGUAUCCUGGUCAGCAUGGAGUGACUGUGACUUAAAUGGAGAGUCUUGUGGGCAGGGCGUGACUAGGAGAUCUUAUUCUAUUCUGGCGAAUCCUGAGGAAGGAGGAGAACCAUGUCCACCCGAACGAAUUCAAGAGAAGAUCUGUUCAAUACCUUGUGAGAAAGAAUCUAGAAAAAGCCAAAUUGCCGCUAACUUCUACAAAAAACACGGCAAUUCAGGAUCAUGCAUAAUGUCAAAAUGGUCUGACUGGACACCGUGCAGCUCAAAAUGUGGAACAUCUGCAUUACAACAAAGAUCGAGAAAAAUCAUCUAUAAACCUCCAGAAGUAGGUGCUUGUCCACCGCGACUUGAUUAUAAACCAUGCAAUUUGCCUAUAGCUUGCACCGAUAAAGGUGUUCCAAUUUACUUAUAAUUUUUUGUAUUGUAUGUUAUAUUUUUUUACUAAACUGAAUACAGUUUGAAAUUAUCGAAUCGAAUGUUCAAA